AUGGGAGGAUGCCUCUCCAAACCCAAACCAGUUGAGGUCAAAGUGGAGCUCACACCUCUGGAAAAGGAGAAAGAAGCCGAUAUGAUGUCUCCGAACGGGAAAGCCAGUCCAUUUUCUGACUGCCGGCCCAACGGUGCCCUCGGACACUGCUCGGACGAGGACUCUGCCGUCAUGCUCCGACCGUACCAUAAACACCGCGACUAUGUGGAAGCAACUGUCUGUCACGUGAAAGAUAUCGAGAAUGGACAGAUGCGUGAGGUGGAUCUUGGAGCUGGCAGAGCUCUGCUCAUAAAGGAACACGGAGAGUUUUCUGCCAUCGGACACAAAUGUCCACAUUACGGCGCCCCGCUGGUCAAGGGUGUCUUAUCCAAGGGACACGUGCGAUGCCCGUGGCAUGGGGCUUGUUUCAACAUUGCCACUGGAGACAUUGAGGACUUUCCUGGUCUGGACAGCUUGCCAACCUUCCAGGUCAGAGUUGAAAAGGACAAAGUUAUCAUUCGGGCAAACAAGCAGGCUCUUCAAACACAGAGGAGAACAAAGGCCAUGUCAAAGUGUUCGGCUGUCAUCAACUCCAGCACGGGGUUCAGUCAUGUUCUUAUCAUCGGCUCAGGACCUGCUGGUUUGGUGUGUGCCGAGACGUUAAGGCAGGAGGGCUUUACCGAUCGUAUCGUUAUGUGUACGAUGGACAAACAUCCGCCUUAUGACAGGCCUAAACUGAGUAAGUCCUUAGAGAGCACGGCCGAACAACUCCGUCUGCGAUCCCUGGAGUUUUUCCAGACACAUGACAUCGAGCUGUUACUGGAGAAAGAGGUUGUGUCCGUUGACGUGAAGACGAGAACGGUCAUGUUUCAGGAUGGCUUUAAAAUGGAAUACAGGAAGCUGUUGAUAGCUACGGGAAGCAAGCCCAAGCCACUCAACUACAAAGGAAAAGACGUGGGGAACGUCUUUCACCUCAGGACUCCGGAGGACGCCAACAGCAUCGCCCGGCUGGCCAGCAACAAGAACGCCGUCAUCGUGGGGACGUCGUUUAUCGGUAUGGAAGUGGCAGCGGCGCUCACAGACAAGGCCCACUCCGUGUCAGUAAUCGGCAUCGAGGCUGUGCCUUUCCGGAAAGCUCUCGGGGAGAAAGUCGGCAAAGCUCUGAUGAAGCUGUUUGAGACGAACAGGGUCAAGUUCUACAUGCUCAACGAAGUGUCCGAAAUGAGAGAGCAUCAUGGACAGCUGAAAGAGGUGGUUCUGAAAAGUGGUAAGGUGCUGAGAGCGGACGUCUGCGUGAUCGGCACAGGAUCAGGUCCAGCGACUGGAUUCCUGAAACAGAGUGGGAUACAUCUUGACUCCAAAGGAUUCAUCACGGUUAACAAGACUAUGCAGACAAACGUGGACGGUGUCUUUGCCGGAGGAGACGCGGUCACGUUCCCUCUCUCUCUCCGCAGUAAUAAGAAAGUGAACAUCCCACACUGGCAAAUGGCCCACGUGCAUGGGAGGGUGGCAGCGCUUGGCAUGAUGGGGAAGGCCACUGAGAUUAAAACCGUGCCUUUUUUUUGGACCGCCAUGUUUGGGAAAAGCAUCCGCUACGCAGGUUAUGGGGAUGGCUUCGAUGACGUCAUCAUCCAGGGAGAUCUAGACGAGCUGAAGUUUGUGGCGUUUUACACCAAGAGUGAAGAGGUGGUCGCAGUGGCAAGCAUGAACUAUGAUCCCAUUGUGUCCCGUGUGGCAGAGGUCUUUGGGUCUGGAAAGACGAUUAAGAAACGGGAUGUGGAGACAGGGGACAUGUCAUGGCUGAUCGACAAGGGCGCACAAUAA
This is a messenger RNA of Chanos chanos (milkfish), 1803 nucleotides long. It is a transcript of the gene aifm3, whose product is annotated as AIF family member 3. Gene Ontology annotation, cellular component: mitochondrion; cytoplasm. The record is from RefSeq and is a predicted model, not a curated record. Gene Ontology annotation, biological process: execution phase of apoptosis. The coding region runs from base 1 to 1803 and encodes 600 amino acids. The transcript has 19 exons. Gene Ontology annotation, molecular function: 2 iron, 2 sulfur cluster binding; oxidoreductase activity, acting on NAD(P)H. Lineage: Eukaryota; Metazoa; Chordata; Actinopteri; Gonorynchiformes; Chanidae.